Messenger RNA from Epithele typhae, 576 nucleotides. RefSeq lists its product as uncharacterized. The transcript is spliced from 3 exons. NCBI's taxonomy places the organism in Eukaryota, Fungi, Basidiomycota, Agaricomycetes, Polyporales, Epitheliaceae. The coding region runs from base 1 to 576 and encodes 191 amino acids. The record is from RefSeq and is a predicted model, not a curated record.
AUGUCCGCUCAGUUCUUGAAUUACGCCGCCUGCGACAUCGACGUCACAUGCGUUGUCAGAACCUCCGAUCUCGUCGCGCAAACCGCCACCAUCAAUCAAUCAUGGCCCUUUCCCGACCCAAUCCAACUUGACCUCUCCGACUUGGAUGAGGCGAGUUCUCACAUCACUCGUCGUCCUCUCUUUGCCCCACCAACUAACGUCUUUCAGGAAACUCGCUCCUUAUUUGUCGUAAACACGCUCCUCCAUCUCAAAGGUUACAUCCUCGGCAACGGCAUCGUCAACGUCACUGAAGCUACUAUAUUGAAUGGCUCAUUUCGUAGAGGCUCUCUCACCAACCCGCUCACUGGAGCGGUACAGGAACUCGAAGUCAGGCUUGCCAGAAGAACGACCUGGCCACCCGACACCAGCUCUCCGCAGGAGAGUGAAGGUGAUGUGGGGUCCUCGGACGGCGAAGGCACUGCCGAGGAGGAGGAGGAGGAGGAGGAGGAGGAGAGUGUGGUCUCCGAUGAUUCCCUCUCUGACCCAGAUUGGGAGAUGGCAGAGGGGUCAGAUGAGGAAGACGAAGAGGACGAAUAA